This is a messenger RNA of Echinococcus granulosus, 6489 nucleotides long. Its product is annotated as Otoferlin. Bases 1 to 6489 code for a protein of 2162 amino acids. Lineage: Eukaryota; Metazoa; Platyhelminthes; Cestoda; Cyclophyllidea; Taeniidae. Gene Ontology annotation, biological process: plasma membrane organization. Gene Ontology annotation, cellular component: membrane. The transcript has 39 exons. The record is from RefSeq and is a predicted model, not a curated record.
AUGUCGUUACAAUUGGAUGUUAAGCUCUUGGAGGGUCUGAGUGGAAAGGGUCAACGCAUCGUCAAGGCGAAAUUCCGCGAUAGUGAACUUUCUACCAGACUGGCAGAAGGCCAGAAUGCCUGCUACUUUGGAGCAGAGCUGGUAUGGAGGGUUGCUCGUAGGCUUGAAGACAACGAUGAGCUUGUGAUUACCGCCUACGAUGUCAGUAAAUACCGACCAAAGAGAGCGAUUGGUUCUGUCACCGUUAACUUGGCAACUCUUGCACAGAAGCAAGUGCUCAGCUUGGAGGAGCCGCUUGUUGACGCAAACAAAAUGGUCACGAGCGUAACUCUCUCCUUUGACCUCUACUACCGACCGCCAGACCAAGGCGAAGCCGACCUUGACAUCGAGAGGUUUGGUCACCCUCUGGCUGACCUCCACCACGUCAGGAGUGCUGAUGAUCUUGGUGAAGGAGAUGCCGAUUUCGGCGAAGAUGCCAUGGAUGAUGCCAAAGACCUCAUGGAUUUAUACGGAUUUGGUGAUGGUACUGCUAUGAACAUUGACAAUCUUUCGGAGAAGUCCUCAGUUCUUUCUGGUCCGGUUCGAAGAGACCCAAAGUUGAGGGCACUCAUUGAUCCAACCAUUCUCAAGUCUGAAACAUUCACAGUCUCUGUGACAAUUGUGGAGGCGAAAGGUUUGCCCGGUGUGAACGUGAAUCCCAUGGUUGAAAUAACCGCGGCUGGAAAGACUCGCAAGACAGACGUUAAAUUCUACACAAACAAUCCUUACUAUAACAAAUUCUUUUCUUUUGAAUACUUUCUUCCCCGAGUGGCGGUGUUGGAUGAACUUGUUUGGAUCCGUGUGUAUAGCUUGAAUGCAAAAAUGAUCGCUCGUCUUCUUCCCGGAAAGCUGAUUGGCGAGUUCGUUAUUGACGUUAGAUCGAUCUUUGAGAGUAAAGGACAUGUGCUCACCAACAAGUGGGCUGUGUUGAUUGAUCCGAAGAAACCCCUUAGUGGACCGCAGGGAUACGUUCGAAUUGAUCUGGCCUUUCUCGGCAAAGAUGAUAUUCCAAAGCACAUCAAGCACGAGAAAGAUGAUGAAGAUAUAAGUCUUGAAGGAAAUCAGCUUGUUCCGAAGGGCAUAACUAACCUCUCGAAGAGGAACAUCACAGAGUUUUCGGUAAAGAUCUAUCGAGCCGAAGGACUGCCACCGAUGAAUACGGAUAUCAUUACCUCCAUUAAACAGGCCUUUGUGGGCGAUUCUGCUCCGAUGUGUGAUCCCUACGUAGAGGUCUCCUUCGGUGGUCACACUGCUAAAACUAAAGUGAAAAAAUACACCUACACUCCGAUAUGGAACCAAGAGAUUGUCUUUUGCGAUUUCUUCCCUCCCCUAACCCACACGAUCCGCCUCGCUGUGAGGGACUGGGAGGCCGUUAAGGACGAGACGAUUGCGACGCAUUUAAUCGAUCUUAAACAAAUUUUGGACAAAAGUAGUGAAAAUGUGAUGCCAACAUUUGGUCCUUCUUGGGUGAACCUCUACGGUUCACCAAGGACUUAUACUUACGAGCAGGCGCGUCGCCCAGACGACGAGCUGAAUAAGAGCCUGGGUGAGGGUGUCGCCUACCGUGGUCGUCUCCUCAUCGCCAUCAAGGCGCAACCGAGUAAAGAUGCCAUGAAAACAGGUGCUAUCCUUCGGGGCACUCCACCCGUUUCUGAGGUGAGGCAAACAGUUUGCAUGGACCUGGGGGCAUUGCCAAAGUCCAGCGGCAGUCUCUGCAACUACGGCAACAAAAUUGAUGGAAAGAAGGGUGGAAUAUUAAUGAAAGAUGAAGCCCCGUCGAAGUCGGAGACGAGAGCGAAGGUACGGUGGGACCACAGUCUAACCGACCCGAUGAACCUGAAGUCAGACGAUGGGCUUUAUUAUCAUGUGGAUUUCGGUGGUGUUCAGCCAUGCCUCUACCUUUUGAGUGAAUUCGAAGAUCAUCGUUUGAGAAUGUGCAUCCCCAAUAUUAUCGAGAAGAUCAAAACGGAAUUUACGUUUGCAAUGGAUCAGAUUUACUACCUGCUCCAGCGCCGAAAGCCAGGAUCGGCACGCCACCGAAUGCGGCAAAUCCUCCUCUACAAGAGUCGUAUCUUCCGAAAGGCCGCAAACGAUGUGCGCUCUUGUCGGGGUACUGCGCCUAAAACGUUGCUCGAUCUCAGCUAUCAGCGCCGAGUACGCGCCGACCUACUACGUAUCGAGAUCCUUCUCAAACGCCUUGGACGCAAACUCACCGGCGCCAACCUCUACGAGGCCAUUCGGGAGGCCAAUGCAGUGAUCAAACGUUUGAGCGAGCUCAUGGAUUGUGUACGUUCCAAACGCCUCUCACCACAACACGGCUUACCAGACGUCUUCGUCUCGAUGGUUUUGGACAAUAAGCGAAUUGGAUUUGUUCGAAUUCCGGCUCGUGAUAUCUACUACUCAGCGUCGGAUGAGGAACGAGGAAAACUUGCGUCGCAAGUGACAACUCACUUUGUGCGAAAACCUGGACAUGAAGGAGUGGGAGAAAAGGGCUGGCGUAUUCAAUGUCAACUGCGAAUGUAUACCUGGUUGGGUCUCGUGAAGGACUAUCUGGCUUACAAGAGGGGACUACCAGAAGGAUAUGAUCCUGAGUGUGUGUCUGGAGUCGAUCCUCCAAAAUCACUCAUUUAUGUUGAUUCGAGCAAAUUUGAGCUGCGGUGCUACCUCUACCUGGCGAAGAAUCUACUAGCAUCCAAUAAAACCGGUUUCUCCGAUCCGAUGGCACGGGUCCUAAUAAAUGACGAGAUGCUGGAGACUUUCCCCAUCUACGAUACCAUGAGUCCUCUGUGGGAUCUCACCCUCAUCAAAACCAAUAUCACCUUCUACCACAAACCGGAAAGUGUGCUGGCAAAUCCACCACAAAUUAUCGUGGAAUUUUUCGACGUCGAUGCACCUAAAACCUCCAAUUUUCUGGGUCGGUGUUUCUGCGAGCCCAAUAUCAUCAUCAAGGGUGCCGAUUAUCAACCGCCUCCACUUCAGUGGUGGCAGAUUUACCGUGGACAAACAACUGCAGGAAAGCUGCUUGCCAGUUUCGACCUUAUUGAGAUCGAUGCUUUGGAUGACAUUGAUGCGAUCCCCACUGUUGAAGACCUUGCUGAUUUCACCCGUCGAUUCAACGAACGCGUGCUCUUGGGUCCCGCUUGUGGGAUUCCCUUCUCUGACGACUCAGACGACUAUGGGGAGUAUGGGGAACAGUGGGACGAUGAGAUGCAGCAGGCAGCUCGUCUUUUAGACGAAGAUGCAAUGGCACAGCUGGAUGCACCCAUAGAGGAGGCAGAUGACUCGUACAGUCUUCUGUCCACUUCCACUUCUGGAAGCCUCGCCACUACAGCCACCACGACAAGAAAGAAGAAGAAGACGAAGGCUAAGGUAGGCUUAGCUACGGCUGAUUUGGUUCGAUGGCGAGCAGAUGAUGCGCUGCGGCUACCGGAAAACGUGCGUCCUCCUCUCGGCAGAUACAGACUUGAAGUGGUCUUUUGGGGUGUGCGUGAGUUGCGAAGGCAAUUUCUACUCCCUGUCAACCGACCAGUCAUUACAAUUGAGGUUGGCGGGACGAAGGUAGUGUCCGAUCUUCUCCGCAGUGCUAAGAUUAACCCACUUUUCGAAAAACGUCUCAAAUACGUUGAUUUGUACCUCCCAUUGGAUGAAAAGCUCUGGCCUCCAAUUACAGUUAUGUGCCAUGACCACAGAAUGUUUGGCGUUUUUAUAACGGUGGGGCUAUGCACUCUGCCAAACCCUACAGACUUCUUCGAGAAAAAAGAUCUGAUUGUCUACGAUGAGUACGAGGAAAGCAGCACACCGGUAGAGUCGGAAGUGCAGCCGGAGGGGAAGGCGCCGAUAUUUUCGAAAGCGCUAGCGGGCUUGGGUGAUCCUGACGCGGAGGAGACGCGAUCGGCGGAGGAAGCGAUGCUGCAGGCGGGCCGUUACGGCGCUCCACAACAACCCUCACAAGGGAGCUCUGCCAGUGGCAAUGGUGACGACGAAGAUGAUGAAGAUGAGGAUGAGUACAGUCGAAAGGAUAGCGUAACCAGGAGCAAGCCCUCUACCACCAUGACCCUUACUACUGAGACUCAUCCUGGUAUGUACACUGAACGCGAUCCCAUUCUAAAGAACGUUCCAAAAAAGGCUACCAGCAUACUUGGUGGCUAUGACGGACCGUUGGGGAAAGUUGUACCCCAGGCUGGACUCAAGACGUUCCCUGUUAACCCUAUGACGAAACUGUCGAAGCAACAGCUCAACACUCUCGACUGGUGGUCGAGAUUGUUCGCCUCUUUGAACGACAUUGACAUCGGCGACGACUCUGCAGCCGAUGACGAUAUAGAGGAGGCGGACUCACGUUUUGAUGACAACUUGGAGAAAGUGGAGCUCCUGCCAGAAGAUAUCGGCAUGGAGGAAGAAGUUGUAGCCGAAAUUCCAGACGAAGUUGUGGUCCAGGGUGGUCGAAAGUCUCGUCGUAACCAAAUCCGCAAAUUUUUCCGGUUAAAGCCUAAGAAAGAGCUCACAGCUCUUGAGAAAUUCGAGAAGCAGAAAGAAAAGGAGAGAUUGAAGAAAGCGAAGAAAAGUAAGAGGGGUAAAGGCGAACCCAAACUUCUUCUGAAGAUACGUGGAGAUGCAAAGAAAGCAUUCCUGAAAGAAGUGCAAGAUGACCUUAUCAUUACCAGUGCUGGAAUUGACACAAGCCUAAUUGAACGCAUCAAGAUAUAUUCAUCGGAAUUAGAGGAAGUUCCAGAUUUCCAAGGCUUUUGUUCACCCAUCCGGAAUUUUAAACUUUUCCGUGGAAAACAGGAUGACGAUGAUAUGACUGCGGAAGAACGUGCUGUGGGCUAUUUCAAGGGUAACCUCAAACUCUACCCUAUUCCUGAAGAUGCUGAUCCUCCAGAAUCUGUCGAAGAGUUACAUUCCUUCUCGAUACUCCCACAGCGAACCCGCUGGCGAGUUCUGGUUCGAUGCUACAUUAUUCGGGCCUUCAAUCUACACCCGGCAGAUCCCACAGGUCUUGCGGAUCCUUACCUCAUUGUUAGUAUGGGGAAAGAAGUAUUUAAUGAAAAAUCCAACUACAUUCCCAAGACCCUGCGUCCAACUUUCGGCAAAAUGUUUCAAUUUGAAGUAGAAUUCCCGACGACCACCAUCCUUCACAUAGAGGUGAUGGACCAUGAUAUUCUUGGCUCUGACGAUGUGAUUGGUCAAACCGUAAUCGACCUUGAGAGCCGGUUCUACAGUCCCCACAGAGCCACUUGUGGUCUUGCACAGACCUACUACAGUCACAGCUACGCACAGUGGAGAGACAAUAAACUCCCCACCGAAAUCCUUUCCGAUUUGUGCCAAAAGAGCGGUCUUCCUCCGCCCGUCUACACACAGAUUGACAACACCGUUAAAGUUGGAGGAAAGGAAUUCUAUGCAGAUACCACCAUUGUAGAUGAGACAGAGUCAACAAAGAAAUCAAACGAACCCCUGGCCCUGGCCGCAUUGAACCACUGGGACGAGGUGCCCGGGGGGACUGUGCUGGUGCCGGAGCACGUGGAGGUGCGGCGACUCUUGCAUCCGGAGAAGGGUAGCCUGGAGCAGGGCCGUCUGAUGAUGUGGGUCGACAUGUUUGAUCGUGAUGAAGGGAAACCACCACCACCAAUUGAUGUGACACCCCGAACUCCCGAGCCUUGGGAACUCAGGUGCAUCAUCUACAAUACCGCUGAGGUUGUCCUCAAUGACACCUCGCUGUUCUCCAAUGAGAAGAGCGCGGACAUUUACGUGCGUGGAUGGAUGCUAGGUGUUGGAGAGGAUGACCAGAAGACUGAUGUACACUACAGAUCUCUCUCGGGUGAAGGCAACUUUAACUGGCGUUUUGUUUUCCCCUUCAAUUAUAUGCGAUACGAAGACAGAAUAGUCUUUGCACGGAAAAAAGCCUUUGAUAUCGAUCCCGCCGAGGUUAAAAUGCCCUGUGACCUCACUCUCCAAGUGUGGGAUAAUGAACUUGUUCGAAGUGACAAGUUCUUGGGAUCGAUUGCUCUAAAACUAUCCCGAAUGCCAAGACCAGCAAAGACGCCAGCGACCUGUGGCUUACACCAGUUGGAGGAGAGUUGCCCUACGCUGUCGUUGUUCGAAAAUAAGCAAAUUCGCGGUUGGUGGCCACUUGUCAUUCACGACGAGGAUGAGGGGGUAGACGUCGUCCAGGGUAAAGUUGAGGUGGAGCUGCAUCUGGUCUCAGGGCAGGACGCUGAAGCCUCUCCUGUUGGCAAGGGUCAUGAGGAGCCUGAGGCACUCCCACAGCCUGACCGCCCAGACAGCUCUUUUAUGAGUUUCUUCGGCCCGCUCAACACCAUUCGUUACUUGAUCAAAUACAAACUGAAGUGGAUCCUCAUUAAGAUCUUGAUCGCCUUUCUCCUAUUGCUGAUCAUCUUCCUUCUAAUCUACACGUCGCCCGGGUGGAUCUCAAAGAAAAUUUGGAAUGCAUAG